AUGGCUAUACUGUUGCAUGGUGCCACGGUCGUACCAGUGGUCCUCUCAGAUCCUAACCUUUCUCUGACGGGGCACUCAGAGGGAGUGUCGGACCUGGCCUGGUCCUCUUAUUCCCACUACAUCUGCUCUGCCUCCGACGAUCGUACCCUUCGUAUCUGGGAUGCUCGCUCCGCCGAGUGCGUCAAGACCCUCCGUGGUCACUCUGGUUUCGUCUUCUGCGUCAACUUCAACCCUCAAUCCAAUCUUAUUGUUUCCGAUUCCUUCGAUGAAACCUUCCGCAUUUGGGAUGUCAAGACUGGCCUCUGCGUCCAUGUUAUUCAUGCCCAUUCCGAGCCCGUCACUUCCGUUCAUUUUAUCACGGACGGCUCCAUCAUCGUUUCUGGCAGCCAUGACCGCUCCUGCAAGAUCUGGGAUGCUGCCACUGGUUCUUGCUUGAAGACCCUCGUCGAUGAUAAGGUCCCCGCCGUUUCCUUCGCCAAGUUUUCCCCCAAUGGCAAAUUCAUUCUAGUCGCUACGCUCGACGAUACUCUUAAACUUUGGAACUACUCGACGGGGAAGUUCUUGAAAAUCUACACUGGUCAUGUCAAAAGAGUGUAUUACAUAACUUCUACGUUUUCAGUCACGAAUGGGAAGUACAUAGUUAGUGGAUCGGAGGAUCAUUGUAUCUACUUGUGGGAUCUGCAAGGGAAGAAUAUGACUCAGAAACUAGAAGGUCACACUGAUACCGUCAUCUCCGGGUCAUGCGACCCCACUGAGAACAAGAUUGCUUCUACUGGCGUAGACAUUGAUAGAACUAUUAGGAUAUGGGUUCAAGAUUAUUGAAACUAUUACAGGUCAGAUUUAUUCAACACACAAAUUCUAGUAGCUGGUUUAGUUUAGUUUCGUUGCUUCUACUUAUGUACAUUUUUGAAUAAAUAUUUCAUUCAAUAUUUUCAAUUAGAAAAUUUUUAUGAGAAUAUUUCAAUUAGAAUUGGUUCCUUGGA
Molecule: messenger RNA, 983 nt
Organism: Telopea speciosissima
Lineage: Eukaryota; Viridiplantae; Streptophyta; Magnoliopsida; Proteales; Proteaceae
Product: COMPASS-like H3K4 histone methylase component WDR5B
Exons: 3
Coding region: 1-822 (273 amino acids)
Cellular component (GO): Set1C/COMPASS complex
Molecular function (GO): histone binding
Source: RefSeq, a predicted model, not a curated record